AUGAAGUUUACGUUCCUCUCUCUCCACCUUGGGGUGACUCUCAUUUCCUUGGAAAUCAGAGGAUUUGAUGCUGCAAGAAGUGAAUUGAUCUCGUUUUCCGCGCAACUUCGUGGUCGGGUUUUGCAGCAAAGCGUCCAAAUCGUCGGUAACAACGGCAACCCAGGUUCUGCGUUUCCGUUGAUGGCUUGCCAAGGAGAUUGCGAUGUUGACGAUGACUGUGCGGGAACGCUUGAGUGCUUCCAGCGAGAUGGGGGAGAGGCUGUGCCGGGAUGUGGUGGUGGCGAGCUUGAUUCGAGCCGCACCGACUAUUGCUACGAUCCUGCUGGCGGACCUACGCCGGCCACGCCAACCGUUUCCCCUGCUACCCAACCAACUGAUACCCCCGUUACUCAACCGACCGACGGCCCUCCAGUGGCUAUCGUCGGUAACAACGGCAACCCAGGUUCUGCGUUUCCGUUGAUGGCUUGCCAAGGUGACUGCGAUGUAGACGGUGACUGUGCGGGAACGCUUGAGUGCUUCCAGCGAGAUGGGGGAGAGGCUGUGCCGGGAUGUGCGGCGGAGAGCUUGAUUCAAGCCGCACCGACUUCUGCUAUGAUCCCACUGGCGGACCUACGCCGGUCACGCCAACCGCUUCCCCUGCUACCCAACUAACUGAUACCCCUGUUGCCCAACCAACCGUUGCUCAACCAACCGCCGGCCCUCCAGUGACUUUUGUCGGGAACAACGGCGGCCCGAGUUCUGUAUUCCCGUUGAUGGCUUGCCAAGGUGACUGCGAUGUUGACGACGACUGCGAAGGAAUGCUCGAAUGUUUCCAGCGAGAUGGCGGAGAGGCUGUGCCCGGAUGUGGCGGCGGAGAGCUUGAUUCAAGCCGCACCGACUACUGCUAUGAUCCCACUGGCGGACCUACGCCGGUCACGCCAACCGCUUCCCCUGCUACCCAACUAACUGAUACCCCUGUUAUCCAACCAACCGUUGCUCAACCAACCGCCGGCCCUCCAGUGACUUUUGUCGGGAACAACGGCGGCCCGAGUUCUGUAUUCCCGUUGAUGGCUUGCCAAGGCGACUGCGAUGUUGACGACGACUGCGAAGGAAUGCUCGAAUGUUUCCAGCGAGAUGGUGGAGAGGCCGUGCCCGGAUGUGGCGGCGGCGAGCUUGAUUCGAGCCGCACCGACUACUGUUUCGAUCCCGCUGGCGGACCUACGCCAGUUACGCCAACCGCUUCCCCUGUUGCCGAUCUGUCGCCUUCCCCUGCUACCAAUCUGUCGCCUUCCCCUGCUGUCGAUCUGUCGCCUUCUCCUGUUGCCGAUCUGUCGCCUACCCCUGUUGCCGAUCUGUCGCCUACCCCUGUUGCCGAUCCGUCGCCUUCCCCUGUUGCCGA
Messenger RNA from Phaeodactylum tricornutum CCAP 1055/1, 1378 nucleotides. RefSeq lists its product with no specific name. The annotation marks the transcript as partial. The record is from RefSeq and is a predicted model, not a curated record. NCBI's taxonomy places the organism in Eukaryota, Bacillariophyta, Bacillariophyceae, Surirellales, Neidiaceae. The transcript has 2 exons.